Carassius auratus (goldfish) is the source of this 2763-nucleotide messenger RNA. Its product is annotated as transcription factor Sp9-like. Gene Ontology annotation, biological process: regulation of transcription by RNA polymerase II. Gene Ontology annotation, molecular function: DNA-binding transcription factor activity, RNA polymerase II-specific; RNA polymerase II cis-regulatory region sequence-specific DNA binding. The transcript is spliced from 2 exons. NCBI's taxonomy places the organism in Eukaryota, Metazoa, Chordata, Actinopteri, Cypriniformes, Cyprinidae. The record is from RefSeq and is a predicted model, not a curated record. Bases 99 to 1418 code for a protein of 439 amino acids.
CGAGUAGAGAGAGUAAAGCUUCAGCGACUGUGCCUCAGUCACACUGGAACACUGAGUCAUUGUUCUCUUCCACUAGCUGUCUAGGAAGGGCCCUGGAUAUGGCUACGUCUAUACUUGGGGAAGAGCCGCGGUUUGGAACUACCCCUUUAGCGAUGCUGGCUGCAACCUGCAACAAAAUUGGCAACACCAGUCCUCUCACGACUCUGCCCGACUCCAGCACGUUUUCCAAAGGCGGAUUCCAUCCCUGGAAAAGAUCGUCGUCGAGCUGCAACCUGGGCUCCAGCCUGCCCGGAUUCACCGUCGCCACAAGCCGAAGCACCUCGGGACUAUCGAGCAGCACCGGCUCGGGAAACAGCGCGUUCUGCCUGGCCUCGACCUCGCCGACCUCCUCCGCGUUCUCCGCCGAGUACAGCAGCUUGUUCUCCAACACGGCGAGCGUUUCCUCGCAGGAGUCAGGACAGUCCGCCUUCAUUUCCAAAGUUCACUCGUCGGCAGAGACUUUAUAUCCGCGGGUCGGCAUGGCGCACCCUUACGAAUCGUGGUACAAGUCCGGCUUUCACUCCACCAUCUCUGGCGAGGUGGCCAACGGCGCGUCCACGUGGUGGGACGUGCACACGAACCCGGGCUCGUGGCUCGAGGUGCAAAACCCAGCCGGCAGUUUGCAAAGUUCACUGCACUCCGGAACCCCCCAAGCCAUCCACUCGCAGCUCAGCGGCUACAACCCAGACUUCUCCAGCCUUACGCACUCCGCGUUCAGCUCCACCGGCAUCAGCCCCACUGCGUCGCACCUCCUCUCCACCGGCCAGCACCUGUUGACGCAAGAGGGCUUCAAAACUGUGAUCCCCACUUACACGGACGCGUCGGCCACUAACGCUAUGAUCUCCGGCGCCAGCUCGGGCAUAGGGACCUCGUCCAGGUCCUCCAGGAGAUACUCCGGACGCGCCACAUGCGACUGCCCGAACUGCCAAGAGGCGGAGCGGCUCGGGCCUGCGGGGGCCAGCCUGCGGAGGAAAGGACUCCAUAGCUGUCACAUCCCGGGCUGCGGUAAAGUCUACGGGAAAACGUCUCACCUCAAAGCGCACCUGAGGUGGCACACUGGCGAGAGGCCCUUUGUGUGCAACUGGCUUUUUUGCGGCAAACGGUUCACCAGGUCAGACGAGCUCCAGAGGCACUUGCGCACUCACACCGGGGAGAAACGGUUUGCUUGUCCGGUGUGCAACAAGCGCUUCAUGAGGAGCGACCACCUGAGCAAACACAUUAAAACACACACCGCUGGAGGCGGGGGCAAAAAGGGCAGCGACAGUGACACCGACACCAGCAACCUGGAGACGCCCAGGUCCGAGUCACCCGAACUGAUUUUAGAGGGUGUGAACCCACGGGUCACGGUCAAAGAUCAGUCUCCACACCACGAGUCCUGAGCUUGACCUCAAAAGGCAUGUUUCUCGUUUAGGUGAAUCGAGAGAAGGAAACGGGUCUGGAGUAUGCGACAAACUCUGACACUGCAAACGAGCACUUUCAGUGCCACACUGGCUAUUCCUGCUGCGCACAGCCACAGACGAACGCUUUUCCUCAGCUUUCAGGACGAAAAAGUCUCGUCGAGGCUCAGUGGACAUUUGCCUCGGGAACUAAAUAACCACGGCUGCCGGCUGAGCUCAUUGUGUACAUAUAUCCACAAAAUGAACGUGUUAUUUUCUCCUGUAAAUGUUACUUCUGAUUGUUUUGUGGUGGAUCCUGAAAUUCAGGGAGUUUGCUUUUCCUUUCGUCGCACUUUGUGGAUGUCAGUAUGUAUGUUACACAGCUAUUUAAAAUUCAUUUAACCAUUCCUUUACCUUGCUAAAAAUAUAUAAUGUACAAAGUCACGCUUACAAGGCUUUCAUUUUGUAAUUAAAGGGAUUUAAAAUCGAAAGAUUGGGUUGUCUGAUGCAAAUGUUUUCGUGAGGCUUUGCUACAGUCUCAGCUGUAAUUGUUUAAAGCCCGCGCGUAAUUAUUACGCAGCUACAUUUAUUUACAUUUUAGAAAAAUGGAACCACUGCAGACUAAACAUCGAUACUGUUGCGCUGAUGUAGACUUGUUUCCCCCAGUGGGGAAAAAUCAAUAGUUAAUGCCCCGGAAAGGCAUCUUUGUCCAAAUGAAAAUCUUGUUAAAUAGUGUUAAUUAUGACUUGGAGCACAUCGCAGCCCCAUGUGUCUUGUAUUGGCGAUUAGGGAUUCGUGUCUUAUCAAAUAUCUAAUUACUCUCCGAGACAUCAUUUGUUCAGCAGCUCUUUAUCGCACAUUUUCCGAGGGGAUUCAGUGACAAAGGGCUUCUGAAUAUUUAUUUGAAUUGCUCAAAUUAACUGCUUAAAUUUGCAUGUCAAACGGAAAAUGUCCAUCCAGGAGAGUGCUGAAGGCAUAAAGCAUCGUUUAGCUUUUAGAAAACGCUACACUUGAUUUGGUGGUAUGGGAACAGUUUUACCCCCUCUCUUCCUUUCUUGCCUUUUCUGGAUGCCACUUUUGAAAGGGGAGAUGAGGAGAGGCCUUAUGCUAAUGUUGAAUUUAAAACGCUCUCGCAGUCAAAUGGUCCCUGGCUGUUAUUUGAAUAUCAGUGGCCCUGUACUGAAAAGGUUCAAGGAUGCUCUCUGACUUCUUUGUGUUUAUCCAGUGCAGCGUCCGAUCCCACAGAAACCCCGGCGGAAUAAUUAGAGCUCGAGCCCUGCCUGGGAACUGCUUCCUCCACACGCUUUCUGUGCUACAAGGUAAAUUGACCAGAAGGCAAUAGACUAAA